GACGUGUCCUGUCAUACCUUCAAAGCCUCAGAGGUGAACAGGUGAUCAGCUCAGUCUGCAGCAUCUUUAACUUCACUGAUCAUGCCUCAAAUUGCAUCAGAAACCGAACCCUUCACAGAGUGGACGACUCAUCUGUGUGACUGCUUCGAGGACGUAAGCACAUGUUGCUAUGGCUUCUGGUGCUGUCCUUGCCUCGCCUGCACCGUCUCAGGCAGAUUUGGGGAAAACUACUGCCUCCCCAUAUGUGACAUCUUAACUCCUUCUGUGAUGGCGGCCUGUGGCAUUCCCGUGUUUGUGCCUCCUGCCGUCUACGGGAUGAGGGCCUCCAUACGAAACAGAUACAAGAUUAAGGGUUCCCUCUGUAAGGACAUCGGCGUUUCCUGUUUCUGCGUGUGGUGCGCCUGGUGCCAGAUGCAUCGCGAGUUGAAACAUCGCAAUAAAGCCCCAGCUGUCGUCAACAUGCAGAAUCAAACUGUCAUCAACAUGCAGCCUCAAAUGAUGAUGCCUGUGUAUCCAAACUCAGGGGGUAUGGUGAACCAGGCGGUCGUCGUGAAUACACACUGAGCUUUGAAGGAUCGAAUGUGUCUGAAUUUUAAGAUAAUUAUAUUGAAUGUAUCACUUUACUGGAUCAUCUAUUUUGUGAUAAUGUAAUUGGGUGCUUCUAUAAAACCGGUCCCUAAAAACAGGACAUGGGGGCUAAAAACUGAAAAAAAAUUAAAGCAAGUCUGGAACCACUUUGGGUCUAUUUUAAAAAGAAAUACUGAAAUA
Molecule: messenger RNA, 768 nt
Organism: Sphaeramia orbicularis (orbiculate cardinalfish)
Lineage: Eukaryota; Metazoa; Chordata; Actinopteri; Kurtiformes; Apogonidae
Product: cornifelin-like
Exons: 4
Coding region: 82-564 (160 amino acids)
Source: RefSeq, a predicted model, not a curated record